AUGGGGAACUGCUUCGGCUCCGAGGAAGCCGAGGUGGAGGCCGUCAAGCAGGGCGGCGUGCAGGGCCACGAGCACGGACAUGGACGCCCUCAAGCAGCGAUUGCAAGCCGCGGUGCUCCUCCCAUGGCGGCGCCCAAGGCCCACGUCGCCGCGGGCGGCAGGAGGUCCCCGGCCUCGUCGUCCAUGAGCAGCGUCACCACCCGGAGCACCAGCGCCAGCACGUCGGCGGGCGGCGGCGCGCAGGAGGGGGCGGAGCCGGAGGGCAGGAUCCUGGAGGCGCCCAACCUGCGCAUCUUCACGUUCGCGGAGCUCCGGGCGGCGACGAGGAACUUCAAGCCGGACACGCUGCUGGGCGAAGGCGGGUUCGGGCAGGUGUACAAGGGGUGGGUCGACGAGAAGACCAUGAACCCGGCGCGCAGCGGCACCGGCAUGGUCAUCGCCGUCAAGAAGCUCAACCAGGAGAGCCUGCAGGGCCUCGAAGAAUGGCAGUGCGAGGUGAACUUUCUGGGGAGGAUAUCGCACCCGAACCUGGUGAGGCUGCUGGGGUACUGCCUGGAGGACAGGGAGCUGCUGCUCGUCUACGAGUUCAUGGCCAAGGGCAGCCUGGAGAACCACCUCUUCAGAAAAGGCGGAUCUGUCCAGCCCAUCCCAUGGGGCCUGCGGCUCCGGAUCGCCAUCGACACCGCCCGCGGCCUCGCCUUCCUCCACUCGUCGGAGAAGCACGUCAUCUACCGAGACUUCAAGGCUUCAAACAUCCUCCUCGACACGAACUACAACGCCAAGCUCUCCGACUUCGGCCUGGCGAGGAACGGCCCCACCGGCGGCGACAGCCACAUCACCACCCGCGUGAUGGGCACCUACGGCUACGCGGCGCCGGAGUACGUGGCGACGGGCCACCUGUACGUGAAGAGCGACGUGUAUGGGUUCGGCGUGGUGCUGCUGGAGAUGCUGACGGGCCUGCGGGCGCUCGACACGGCCCGGCCCGCGCAGCAGCUGAACCUGGUGGACUGGGCCAAGCCGUACCUGGCGGACCGGCGGAAGCUCCCCCGCCUCGUGGACCCGCGGCUGGAGGGGCAGUACCCGUCCAAGGCCGCGCUGCGGGCCGCGCAGCUCACACUGAGCUGCCUCGCGGGCGAGCCCAGGAACCGGCCCUCCAUGGCAGAGGUCGUGACGACCCUGGAGGAGAUCGAGCGGAUGCGGCCGCGGCACCGGCGCGCGUCGCCGGAGGAGGACAGGGAGAGCGGCAGCGGCGCGUCGUCUCGGAGCGCGGCAGGGCGGAGCGAGCGCCACGGGCACAGGCACCAGCAGCAGUCGCCGCGGCCGAGGUCCGGGACGGACGGCGCCCGGAGCGGCCACCCGUCUCCUCGGGUGAGAUGA
This is a messenger RNA of Triticum turgidum subsp. durum (durum wheat), 1377 nucleotides long. NCBI's taxonomy places the organism in Eukaryota, Viridiplantae, Streptophyta, Magnoliopsida, Poales, Poaceae. The record is from the annotation of a GenBank genome assembly.